UAUUUCCGCUUCCGUACAAGCUGCAGUCAGCAGGUCGGUGCAAGCGUGCAUGGUGCGGGCGCGCAUACGUGCAUGAGCGUUUGACGCACCAUGCGGCCGUGCAUCGUUCCGAGUCUCCGACCGUAAACAAAAUAAAAACCUGGUUGAAAAUUCGAAAUUCCAACCAGACGUUUUCUACUUUUCUAAGUUUUCUUCCAUACUUUUCCUGUUUGCUUUUUUUUAAAUUGGAAGUAGAUUUUAUUUUCGAACGUGAACAUUAUGAUCAUCGUGUUGUUGUCGUUUUUAUCUAAGCAGAAAGCGUUGCAGGUCGUUGAUCACGGUUUAUCGUGUGUGUCGUAAUUCGUGUUUGAACGCGUUUUGUCAGCACGUGAAGCUCUGCCUUGAGUCUUCGUUUGCGCUGUUCUUUUGGAUUAACUGGAGGAGUGGUUGAUCGGGAGUGAUUAUGCCGCUCAUCACGGCGGGUGCUGGCGGCAGUCAGAAGCGCACAGCGGACCAGCGGGACGCGGAGGCGGGGAGUAGUCGCGGGAAGCGCCAGCGGACGUUCAAGGAGAACCACACGUUGGACAGCGACGAGGAGGACGCCGAUAUGGACAAUCUGGGGACGGCCCCCGCAGAGAAACCCCCGCCGACGGAUUAUGCGGUCCUCCACGAUGACGAUAUCGAAGGACAAGAAGAAGGCAGCAUGAAGGUGCAGGAAGGCAUCCGCAUCACGCCCUUCAACGUCCAGGAGGAAUUAGAAGAGGGCGAAUUCGACACGGAAGGCAACUUCCACUUCAGCAAAUCCAAGGAGAUCAACGACGCCUGGCUGGACAAUCUGGACGCCUACACCGACGAGGACUACGAGGCGCUCAUGCAGCGCAAACAGGCCGAGCUGGCCGCGCAGGAGGCCGCCGCUGGGCCCGCCCCCUCCGACACCCAGCUGUACCAGACCCUCCUGACCCACCUCCGGCCCGGGGAGAGCGUGGCCAAGGCGCUGCGCCGCCUCGGCGACGGGCUGAAGACGACGAAGCGCUAUGGGAAGGCGGCGCGGAAGGAGGGCAGUGAGGCGCUGCGCGGGGAGCUGGAGGCGCUGACGGCGGCGGCCGAUCAGCUGCUGGGCAAGGGGAAUCUGGAGGUGUACCAGGACACGUACGAGGCGGUCAAGUUCAAGCUGGAGAAGGCCGAGAAGAAGAUGGCGGGGAUGCGGGUGGACGAGGAGCUGGAUAUGUUCGGGGAGGCGUUUGAUGCCGGGAAGGUGGGCACGUCCGGGACGGGGAGUGCGCCGCUGGCUACGGCGGAAAGCGAUGAAGAGGAGGACAGCGGGACGCUGUGGGAGUACAAAUGGGAGAACAGCGACGCGGCACCGACGCACGGGCCGUACUCCAGCGAGCAGAUGCAGGCCUGGCAGCAGCAGGGCUUCUUCAAGGACGCCGUCUUCGUCCGCAAGGCCGGCGCCGUCGACGCACCCUUCUACUCCUCCAAGCGCGUCGACUUCGAGCUGUACAUGUGAUGUACUCGCUUUUCUACGGCUUCCUUUAUACUUCGUUCUGCCUGCUGUGCUUCUGCUGUGUAAACCUAGAAUUCGGCGGCUUCAUGUAUGUGGGAUUGUGUUUUCUUAGCAAAAUCAGCGCCAGUGUCCGCAAAAUACACAACGAUGAAUAAGACAGUUAUUUUACGUGCCAGCGCCACACCGGGCGCUAGCAGCAAUAACACUGUUC
Molecule: messenger RNA, 1697 nt
Organism: Paramacrobiotus metropolitanus
Lineage: Eukaryota; Metazoa; Tardigrada; Eutardigrada; Parachela; Macrobiotidae
Product: CD2 antigen cytoplasmic tail-binding protein 2 homolog
Exons: 3
Coding region: 443-1489 (348 amino acids)
Cellular component (GO): U5 snRNP
Molecular function (GO): protein binding
Source: RefSeq, a predicted model, not a curated record